AUGGCAACACUAAGUGUACUAAUUACGGGCUUUGGCGUUGUACGCGACGGUAUGCAACCUGAUAAUGUGGUUUUCUUUGGUACAGUACAGCAAGGAGGUGGUAAUUCAUGGACAGUUUAUCGAUCAUUUGAGACCUUUCAACGACUUGGCCAGCAACUUGCAAUGAUCUUUGGACAAGUAAUACCUUCCUGUCCACCACGUAUGUUUGACAUACGCUUUCCAGACUCAUUAGAGAAGAUGCGUGUGGAUUUAAGCAUGUGGAUCAUGCAGUUACUACAGCAUCCGCCAAUCUACCAAUCGCACGUGUUUGUAGACUUUAUCAGUGCAGAUGCAAAUACACCACCACCAGGAUUGCAAAACUCAGCCGUUGCUGCUGCACGUGGUGGUAAUAUUGGUGAUCUUGAUAUGGACGAGAUGUUCGACUCGAGUACGGACAAUGACCCGCGCUCUCACGAUGAGCUGCAUGAUGACAUAUUCCAGUUUGACUACAACACUGACAUGUCAAGUGCGGGUAUCGAUCAGCAGACAUUGCUAAAGGAGACACAACUGCAGCACGCACAACAAGUUCAGGAGCAAAAGAAGAGUGAGAAGGUAACGCUGGAGGACUUUGUUAUGAUCAAGGUCAUUGGCAAGGGCAGUUUUGAGAUUAAGUGGGACGCACUUGCUACAGGGCAGGUGCCGCCUCCAUGGCGCCCUACGUUCUCUGGUGCUCUCGACACGUCCCAGUUUGACCGCGAAUUCACUGACAUGCCCGUGGUGAGCCCGGACAAUCACGUGCGUGGUAUGGCAAUGGCGAUGGGCCGACGACCUGCUAAUGGCGCCGCGUACGGAAGCAGCCUCACCGGUAAUGAUCCGUUCAAAGGCUUUACGUAUACGGAGGAUUCGUAUCUGCAAGACGGCCUUCCAGACCGCAGCCCGUUGCCACGAGGAAGCGGUCGUGUGCAGCACCACAACAUGUAA
Molecule: messenger RNA, 960 nt
Organism: Peronospora belbahrii
Lineage: Eukaryota; Oomycota; Peronosporomycetes; Peronosporales; Peronosporaceae
Source: the annotation of a GenBank genome assembly